Messenger RNA from Scleropages formosus (Asian bonytongue), 6876 nucleotides. RefSeq names its product autophagy related 2A (gene atg2a). The record is from RefSeq and is a predicted model, not a curated record. Gene Ontology annotation, biological process: reticulophagy; autophagy of mitochondrion; autophagy of peroxisome. The transcript is spliced from 42 exons. NCBI's taxonomy places the organism in Eukaryota, Metazoa, Chordata, Actinopteri, Osteoglossiformes, Osteoglossidae. Gene Ontology annotation, molecular function: protein-membrane adaptor activity; phosphatidylinositol-3-phosphate binding. Gene Ontology annotation, cellular component: phagophore assembly site; phagophore. Bases 319 to 6363 code for a protein of 2014 amino acids.
AACAAUAAACAACCCGAGAAGAGAAUCGGAAGCGGAGUCAUCGUUCGGGUUCGGCAGUUUUGCGCAAUACAGAAAUAAAAAAGGCAACCGAAAACGACUACAACGGCCUGCAAAGCGAACCUGGGUCCUCGGCCUUCCCUCACACGACGCGGCUGUUGAAUUUUUCCCUGUGGGACGGAGGUGAAAGUGGACGGUUCGUGUCCGUUUCUCUCUUCAGCACCGGCCGUUUGUUAUGCGGUUCCCGGAGAGUUGCUCUCGUGCCUGUCUUCCUCCUCCUCCGCCGCCUCUUCACUCCCUGGCCCCGCUCUCCCCGGCCCCAUGUCCCGCUGGCUCUUCCCCUGGUCGGGCUCCAUCAAGAAGCGGGCCUGUCGGUACCUCCUGCAGCACUAUCUGGGCCACUUCCUGCAGGAGCGGCUGAGUCUGGAGCAGCUCAGCGUGGACCUGUACAGCGGCAGCGGGCUGCUCCGGGACAUCCACCUCGACGUGUGGGCGGUGAAUGACCUUCUGGAGUCGGUGGGAGCUCCCCUCGAGAUGGUGGAUGGCUUCGUGAGCAGCAUCGCCGUGACCAUCCCCUGGGCGGCCCUCGUCACUGACCACUGCACCCUGGUUGUCACCGGUCUGCAGCUCACGUGUCGGCCCAAGUGCAGGACCAGUGGGGGCUGGGAUUCCCAAGGCUGGUCAUCAUGUAUGACCUCCAGCAUGCAACUGGCCCAGGAGUGCCUGAAGGACCCUCCCGAGGCGUCCGAAGAGCCGCCCGCUCCUCUAGAAGGGUUGGAGAUGUUUGCACAGACCAUUGAGACUGUGUUGCGUCGAAUUAAAGUCACCUUCCUGGACACCAUUGUCCGAAUUGAGCACCAACCUCUGGGACUAAAAACUGGUAUUGCCUUGGAGGUACACAUUAAACGGCUUGACUACUGUGAUGAGGCAGUGCGUGACUCCAGCCAGACUGUGCCUGUGGACAUCCACCAGCCCCCCGCUAUCCUUCAUAAGAUCUUGCAGCUCAGUGCCGUCCAACUGUUUUAUGAGAACACUGUAGGGGCUCAGGAUGGGCCUGAACCAGGUAGUGACAGCGAGUCGUCACCUUCGGCAGGACACCUUGACGCCCCCACAGUGCCUGUGCAGUCCCCCAUUCUGAUUGGGAGCUGCUCUGGCUCCAUGGAGACCACUGUGAAGAUCAAGCAGAACGAUGCACUGCCUGGGCCCAAGUUGGAGCUGGAUGGGAAGGUGGGCUGUCUGCACCUACUGCUCUCACCAGACCAGAUUACUCACCUUAUGGAUAUGCUGUCAAUGCUCUGCAUUGACACAGAGCCUCAUGGUGUGGAAAAGACCCAUAGUCGUCCCCUAGGAUCAGAUGACCUGCGGCUGAUUGAGGAAGAUCUUAGCAAACAGCUGAAUGCUGAAGUGGGGCAGCGAGCAAGAGAGGAAGAGGAAGCAGAAAGGGAGGCCUUCAUGAACAGCGUAGAGAAUGGAGAGAUGUUCUACUCCAUGGGGGCAGGCAUGAGCAGCAGUGUGAUGUCAGCUCGCUCAGGCAGUGAGUUGUCAGACAGUGACAUGGAGUCUUCCCUGCACAGCCAGCAGAGCCUAGCACUGCCCAACUCGCUGUCCUCUGGGCUGAUGAUGAACUGCCCUAGACGUUACCCUGUGCCAGGAACACUGUCCAGUCUCCCUCCUAGCAUCCGGACCACAGGUCGAUCCUCACAGCGCACCCAGUCUGAACCCCUCAAGCCGGAUGCUUUGCUCCGCCUGUCUCUGGGUGGGGUCACUGUAACACUGCUGGAAGAGGAGCCCCCCACUGCCCCUGCUGGGGAGCAGCCCUCACUGGGAGAGGUGUCCCAGGAUUUCUUUAGGGAACUGGCCUACUUCAAGGAUGCCAUGUUCAGUGGAAGGGACUUUGAUCACCUGAGGCAGAAUUUUGCUAAAGCUUGUCCUCACUCCCAUCUCAGACUGACAGGAACAGCGGUGCAGGUCUCGUAUGAAAUGCGCAGUGCGGGCCGCCAUGUUCGGGAGGUGACCUCCGACCUAUCCUUCAGCAGGUUGGAGCUGCUGGAGUGUGUGUGGGGUCCUGGGGCUCCCCAGUAUACUGAGCUACUGCAGUUUCAGAGACAUAGCACAUUCACCCUGGGAGCUACAGCCAGACCCUGCGCUCUCUUACACUACAAUCUGACGGAGAAACAUCACCGCAAGAGUGGGGCAAAGCAGCGGUUUGUUCGAUGUGACAGCACUCUGCGGGUGGAGCUGGGGGAGCUGACCACAGAGCUGGACCUGGAUAUGUUGAACAGACUGGACCGGCUGACUCAGGCAUUCACCUUGGGAGUCUCCCAGUCGGAGGGCCAUGUUCACACUCAGGCUCAGACCUGUGAUUUCCGGUCUUCUCUGACAGUACUUUCCCCGCAUGCAGUUUUGAAGAUCCGCUUCCCCAUCCCAGACCUGCGACCUGCAGGCCAGCGUCGACCCCCCAGCCAGCGGGCCGUACGGACCGAAACCUUGAGCCUGGAACUCUCCCAUGUAGAGCUGCACACGCACCUGGGGCCAGACCCUGAACCAGAAUCUGCUGGUGUCGCACGCAUGACUCAGCUGUUUGAGGCUAGCUUCAGUGACCUGCAUGGAGUGUAUGAGGGUUGGGAGGGCAGCUCCUUUCCCUGCAUCCGAGUCCAGAAGAACCCAGACUCCCAAGACCCAGACAGCAUACCCAGGAUCUCUGUGAGAGUGAAUUGCUGUGCUGGGGAGGUUGUAAGGCCUCGGUGGGGAGAUGGGUCAGGACCAGCUGGCCUAGGCCUGGAUGGGGACUUGGGUUCCAUGUCGAUGGAGAGCCCAUGUGAGCUGAGGGAGAGGGAGAGCUCGCCUUUCUCAUCCAACCGCACCAUGUUUGAGACUGAGGAGAUGGUGAUCCCAGCAGACCCAGUGGAGAUGCAGGAGUUCCAGUGGCAGUGUGUGUCUCAAAGUCAGUGUGUAGUGGACAUCACCAUGCCAUUGGCCAUCGUGCUACUGCCCAGCAAGGAGGCCUACCAGAGUUUGUACAACAGGAUCAAUAAUGAUUUACUGAUGUGGGAACCGACCCCUCCAACACCCCCUGCUUCCUCGGGGUCCCGCAGCCCCUCUCGUCAACAUGCCGGAUCCCAGGAUGACGAAUUUCGGCUCUGCAAGUCUGCUUUUAGGCUGGAUUCCGAUUCAGAGGAAGAGGAUGCUCAGUUCCUCACUGCCAGGGAGACUCUAAGGCACAAGGGGGUGGAGCCACGAUCAGGACCCGCCCAAAGUCUCCUUGCCCUCACAAUUAACAUAGGCAAGGGGCGUGUACAAGUCAUGACAGAUAGCAAGGGGGAGACUGGCCGUCCAGUGGAACAUUGCCAUGGUGAGCUGGUGCUAGACGUGAAAGGGGGCAAGAUUUUCAGUGUGACACAGCAUCAGGGCAAUCCCUACCUCAACUUCCUGUGUCUGGAAAGCAAGAAAGUGGAGCUGUACCACAAAGCAGUAGUUCCCGACUCCCCUAUCCCUGCGAGAUUGGAGAUUCCAGGCUUCUUACCACCACAAUGCUUGAACUCCACCAUUUACCCCACAGAGGCUGGGGUUAGCAAUGUGGGGGGCAGGGAGGCUGGGAUGCAAAUGUUGUCAACAGCCAUCAAAAUUACCCUGGACCUCCAGAAAAAUGUAAAGGAGUUCUUGGUUGCUCUUCGGCUCCAGGGAGCCACACUGCGACAUCACAUGGCAUUAACCAAUCACAGCUGGCAUGAACAGUUGGUCGACUUCCUGGAUGUGAUCGAUGAUCCCAUCCUUGGAUACACCCCACCCGUUGUCAUCACCGUCCUCCACACUCAUUUGGCUACAUGCGCUGUUGACUACAGACCUCUGUAUCUUCCAUUACGUGUACUAUUCACAGCGGAGUCCUUCUCUCUCUCCAGCAACAUAAUUGUGGAUACCGCGACCUUUCACCUUAGGUUUAUUCUUGAUGACUCCGCUCUGUACCUGUCAGACAAGUGUGAGAGUGAUGCUGUGGACCUUAGACGAGACUAUGUUUGUGUGGUGGACAUUGAUCUACUAGAGCUGGCUAUCACCACCUGGAAAGGCAGUGAUUCUGGGAAAUUGACACAGCCCCUCUUUGAGCUGCGCUGCUCCAACAAUGUGGUCCACCUGCACACCUGUGCAGAUUCCUGCGCUGCCCUGCUCAACCUGCUGCAAUACCUUGUGUCCCGUGGUGACCUGCAACCGCCUCCUCGGCACCCCUCGCCAACUGAAAUUGCCGGACAGAAACUUCCACUGUCAGAAAGCCCAGCCACUGUGCCGCCUUGCCUUCCUGCCGAGACCGCUGAAAUCAACCAGUAUGAUCUCACUGAUGCUUUGAUUGACACGGAGAAGAGUCAACGGGAAGAGGAAGUGGAUUCUGGCUCUCAAGCAUUCGUGCAGCGUGGCUCUCCUGUCUCAGUAUACCUGUUUCCUGGAGAGGUUUCCAAGCACCAUCCCUCUGUUCCAGAAGGGGAAGAACAAGAAUUUGAUGGACUGGUUGCUGCGACCAGUGAGUUGCAGUGUGAUAUUGGAUCAGAGGCAGGAUCCGAGAGCUCCACAGACAACGAUGACUUCUGUAUCCUGGAGGCCCCUGGAAUGGGAAUACCUCCUAGGGAUGGGGAACCAGUAGUGACAGUGCUGUGUCCUGGCCCUGUUCUUGUGAAGGAUGGGUACUUUUCUCGCCCCCGAGGAAGUUCAGACCUACUUCGAGCCCCCUCCCGCUUUCCCGUGCCUCAAAGCCGGGUGGUGCUGCGGGAAGUGUCUGUGGUGUGGCACUUGUAUGGAGGCAAAGACUUUGGGGGCAAGCCCAUCUCUGCCCAUGCGCAACACAGUCACAGGGGACGCCCUGCCCCUCCUGGAGUCUGGGGCUCUCCAUCCCGCUCCACUGCUCCUCCCCGACCGCAGAACUCAUGGCGCUGGGUAGGUGGCAGUGGGCGACAGCACAGCCUGCUCAUGGAGAUCCAGCUCACUAAGGUCAGUUUCCAGCAUGAAUCCUAUCCUGUGGUGAUACCCACUGCUACCACUAGUCAAGAAGUAGAAGGAGGUGGGUCAGGCGACUCUGGCAUUGGCGAACAGCCCCUGUCCAGGCAGGUCUUCAUUGUUCAGGAGCUGGAAGUGCGGGAUCGGCUGGCGACCUCUCAGAUCAACAAGUUCCUCUACCUGUACACCAGUGAGAGCAUGCCCCGCAGAGCACACUCUAAUAUGCUCACAGUGAAGGCCCUGCAGGUUUGCCCUGAGUCAGGCCUUGGCGGUCCAGAGUGUUGCCUGAGGGUCAGCUUGCUGCCCCUUCGUCUCAACAUUGACCAGGACGCAUUGUUCUUCCUGAAGGACUUUUUUAGCAGCCUGGCUGCUGGUGUCAACCCCUACAUGCCUGUUGAUCCAGCAACUGAAGUCAAAGCCGAUGGAUCCCAGAAGUCCUCAGGAGAGGCAGAUCCAGGUUCCAGCCUUGGGGCAGAUCUCAGUGCUUCCAUGGAGACUACCUAUAGUGAGCACAGCUCUUCCUCUGCUGGCUCCUCCUCUUCUGCUGAUCAGCCUAUCUACUUCCGGGAGUUCCGCUUCACCUCGGAGGUUCCCAUCUGGCUUGAUUACCAUGGCAAGCAUGUGGUCAUUGAGCAGGGUACAUUUGCAGGUAUCCUGAUCGGCCUGGCCCAACUUAAUUGUUCAGAGCUCAAAUUGAAGCGGCUGUGCUGUCGCCAUGGAUUGUUGGGCGUGGACAAAGUAAUUCAGUAUGCUGUCAAUGAAUGGUUAACCGACAUCAGGAAGAACCAGUUGCCAGGGAUUCUGGGAGGAGUAGGCCCAAUGCACUCUGUCGUUCAGCUUUUCCAUGGUGUGAGAGACCUGUUCUGGAUGCCCAUUGAACAGUACAGGAAGGAUGGGCGCAUCAUUCGUGGGAUCCAGCGGGGGGCAGCCUCUUUUGGCACGUCCACUGCCUCGGCCGCCCUGGAGCUCAGCAACAGACUAGUGCAGGCCAUACAGGCAACUGCGGAGACAGUGUACGACAUCCUGUCCCCGACGCCCCCUCUCACUCGCUGCAUUGCAGACGGCCGCGUGAGCUCCCGCCCUCGCCGAGCCGCCCAGCCUGCUGACCUGAGGGAAGGUGUGGCCAAGGCCUAUGACACCGUGAGAGAGGGAGUGAUUGACACGGCUCAGACUCUGUGUGAUGUGGCAUCCCGUGGUCAUGAGCAAAAGGGUCUGCCAGGGGCAGUAGGUGGUGUGCUGCGGCAGAUUCCGCCCACAGUGGUGCGCCCCCUCAUAGUCGCCUCGGAAGCAACCUCAAACUUGCUUGGGGGAAUGCGGAACCAGAUCAAGCCUGAUGCACGGAAGGAGGACUUCUUAAAAUGGCGCACAGAGGACAACCAGGAGUGAAAUGCUGAAGUUUCGGGGGAAAGAAGGCUGCCCUACAUCAGUGCUAUAUGAGAGAGAGAAACAGAGAGAACGAGAGCAAGAGAGAGUGCAUCUGAGGGUACACGAGUCUAAAUGCAAAAAUACUGAAUUUCGAUAGUGUUUUACAUCGCUUCCAGAAUGUAUCCGUGGCAGCCAAGUGUCGAGCAGUUGUGCAAAUUUAAAUGACACUUCUUGCCCCACAAGUUCACGUGCACUGGCAGUCCUUGCUCCUUCCACCCAACCACUUUUUACAGAACUGUAACUGCCUGAAAUCGUACGGCAUUCAUACACGUCUGUCAGUAGACACAUACAAGGAACGCAUUUCCAUGCUGCUUAUGAUGACAAAUCGCAGAGCCUGCUCAUAGUUACCCAUUACAGAAUGAUCAAAACAUACACUGCUUUCCAAGCCGGAUCUCAUACUAAGGAAACUAUUUGUACUGAAAAUGACUUAAUGGCCUGGUCAGUGCACAUUUUGGGGGUCAGACAGUGGCAGUG